This is a messenger RNA of Daldinia vernicosa, 2355 nucleotides long. Its product is annotated as RGS-domain-containing protein. The transcript is spliced from 3 exons. Lineage: Eukaryota; Fungi; Ascomycota; Sordariomycetes; Xylariales; Hypoxylaceae. Gene Ontology annotation, biological process: intracellular signal transduction. Bases 1 to 2109 code for a protein of 702 amino acids. The record is from RefSeq and is a predicted model, not a curated record.
AUGGCUGCAAUCUCCCAAACCUCUCAAACGACAUCGCUUCCUAUACACGACCACGAGCCUCGCCAGCUACGAUCCCACUCAAAUUCGAAUAGUGACGCCGCGGUGCCUGCUGAAAACCAUAAUCUUUCCCCCGCCACCAUAAGAAGAGUACAUUCGAACACUCCCGUUGAAACUGCCACUGGCGAUCCGAUUACUUCCUCGAACAAUUUUCGUCACCACCAAGUUACUGCGUCGAUCGGCUCUGUUCCCGCCGUUACUACAAAAAAUCCUAAGCCUGGAGGGUUGUUUGCUCGUGCUGCCGCAGCAAUUGAUAAGAUAUCAGAGCCUACUAUUCGCAGUCGAUCGUCUGCGUCUACUCUGAGUCGCUUGUCUGUAGUGCUAGACUCUCCGAGCAGCGAGAAUUCGAGUUCGGACAAGUCAAGAAUCCGUAGUUUCUCGGGCAACUCAUCCGGUCCUUCUACCCCUUCUCUUCUGAGCCCGGUCAAGCGCACAAGUCAGUUGUCGUUAAAAGAUCCCAUCUCGAAGCCGUAUUCCGAGACAGACGCAACUCGACCCCCUCCGAUUAUAUUGUCUGGCACGCAGAACAAAAUGCAUCAAACGUCUUCGAGACUACUCCGCAUGACGGACGAUGACCGCCCGUUCACUAAAGAUUUCAAAGAUCUUUUCUCAACAUUAAUCGUCAGCUUGCUUCCAUUAUCUGCUCAUCGAGUACGGUUAACUCGCAUCGAGCAUACCUUCCUGUCUGAAGAUGCGAUAAAUAAUCUGGGUUCAUUGAAGUUUUCCCAAUCAAAUCGUAUGCCAGAUCCUAAGGAUCCGUCACGUAUCGUAACGACGACUACAACGACCACCUUCUCCAUGGCGAAGGAUAUGGCUAGGUCGAUAUGUCAACGGUUUCUUGAUGCUCGUUUCAUUGAAUCAGCUGACGGCAAAAUGCAACAAGUCUAUACGAUGAAGGGCUCCGUAUGGCAACUGACGCCGAAGGGUGUAUGCGUCCUGGAUCGUUUCUGUUCAAGAAACGGUAUACAGCAAAGGCAGAUCAGCGACCUCAUCGCUUUGGGGAUGAGCUAUCUAUGUAUCCUCGAAAGGGAUACCCAAACCGAUAAGUUGGUAAUGGAUAGGGGAACGAUGGAGGUCAUCUUUAGGAGGAUGAUAGGUACGAAUGGUCUGAACAUUAAGUCAAGUGUUGGUGCGGCCGAUUCAGACUCGUUGAGCGAUUACCGAGAUGGUCUCACUGGCGUGAAGAUGGCUAGCGAACGCAAAAUUAAUGGCAGGACGUACAAAGAUACGUUCACUGGGAAAUCAUGUUCGGAUUGGUUAAUGGAUUGUUGUACUACGGUUGACCGCCGCGAGACGUAUGAAAUGGGCACUCUGUUCGUUCAGUAUGACCUCAUGGAGGCUGUCCAGCAAGACCGAGUUUAUAUGGCUUCUCAACCUGGCGCUGUUUCAUUCCAACCUACGAAGACUGCCGUCUACCAACUCACCGCCAAGGGAAGAGAUAUUAUUAGCGGUGGUUCAGGAAGAGGGCGCACAUCUGAAAGCGAAGGGGCCGUGUCAUCGCGUACAGGUAUCGCCAGGGACUCGAAUACCCAACGUCUCGACAAGAUCUUGAGCGAUGCUGCUUUGCGACUACUAUUUCGGGAAAACCUGCGGGAAACUCACUGCGAAGAGAACCUGUCGUUCUAUUUGGAUGUGGAUGACUUCGUAAAGUCUUGCCGUACCGCGAUCAGGCAGGCCACGAAGACCCCUAGCGCAUCAACUAUGGAUGGGAUUAAGGAAAUUAUGGCUCAAGCAUACGGUAUUUACAAUGCGUUUCUGGCGCCGGGCUCGCCCUGCGAAUUAAAUAUCGAUCAUCAAUUGCGGAAUAAUCUUGCUACUCGUAUGACUAAGGCAGUAGGGCAAGACGUAGCAAUGAUUGACACGCUUCACGAGGUUAAUACCCUUUUCGAAGAUGCCCAGAAUGCUGUCUUUAAGUUGAUGGCCAGUGACUCUGUGCCCAAGUUUUUGCGCAAUGCGAAAUACGAACAUACAUUGAAGAAUUACGACUUUGAUGCAAUCGUUGUUGGAGGUCGCGCGCCGGAACGCAGCCGAAGUCAAUCCAACCGCAAGUGAAAAAAAGAUGAUGAUUCGGGGCUAUUUUCGAAACACCUCACGUUGAGCAGACGGCGUAAUCCGAUUUUACGAAAACGGUGUUUUCAUAUAUUCGAUCCCGCUCAUCUACCGUCUAUUAUCUUUUUCUUGCCUUAGCUACGUCACUAACUAGUGGCGUUUGAUCGCGAAGACGUUAAUAGCAAUCUCCGACAUUUGUUUCUCGCUUAAGACUUUCUUUGUUUACUUGGGCGGCGUUGAGGAUAAACU